Molecule: messenger RNA, 2672 nt
Organism: Pogoniulus pusillus (Red-fronted tinkerbird)
Lineage: Eukaryota; Metazoa; Chordata; Aves; Piciformes; Lybiidae
Gene: GAL3ST4
Product: galactose-3-O-sulfotransferase 4
Exons: 4
Coding region: 777-2015 (412 amino acids)
Biological process (GO): glycolipid biosynthetic process
Cellular component (GO): membrane
Molecular function (GO): galactosylceramide sulfotransferase activity
Source: RefSeq, a predicted model, not a curated record
CCUGGGCCGGUGGAGACCCCUGCAGAGACCCCGCUGGAGGUCCCACUCGGCCGGCGGAGACCCCCGCAGAGACCCCGCUAGAGGUCCCCCUGGGCCGGUGGAGACUCCUGCAGAGAGCCUCACAGCUGCGCAGGGCCCGGGAGGCCUCCCUCGCACAUCUCCAGUACCUUCCCAGUGCCCCCCACUCCACCCUCAGCCUUCCUAGUGCCCUCCCCCAACCUUCCCAGUGCUCCCAGUGCCCCCCCUUCAGCCUUCCCAGUGCCCCCUCCAGCCUUCCUCGUGCUCCCAGUGUCCCCCCUCCAGCCUUCCCAGUACUCGCAGUGUCCCCCCCCGCCUUCCCAGUGCCUUCCCACACCUUCCCAGUGUCUUCCCAGUGCUCCCAGUGCCCCCCCAGUCUUCCCUGCGCCCCAUCUCCGCCUUCCCCAGCUCUCGGCUCGGGUCCGUGCUCGGGAGCUGCCCCCCGGUGCCCUCUGGUCCUGUCCCGGCUCAGUGCCGCUCCCGUUCCCGGUGCCGCUCCAAGGCAGUCCCGGGGCGGAGCGGCGGGAGACAAAGAGGAGAAACUUCUCGGAGUGCGGGAGAGCGGCCGGGACACGGGGAACGGCCGCCGGGAUACCGGGAACGGCCGCCGGGAUACGGCUUCCUCCUGCCCUGAGCCCCCUGUCCCGGCCGAACGACAACAGGAGCGCGGGGAGCGGAUCCCGCUCCCGGGACACCGGAGCCAUCCCCGGGCCCCCACGGGCGAGUGGCGGCAUGCGGCGGGGCUGAGCCAGCGGAAGAUGAAGCUUCCAUCCCCCUCCAGCUGCCGCCUGCAGACCCUGGGGGCUGCCCUGGGGGUCUGCGCCACCAUCGGCUUCACUCUGCAGCUCCUGGGGGGGCCCUUCCAGCGCAGGGUUGCCACGGCCCCCGCCGGGCACUCCCUGCCCCCGUGCCAGCCUCGUACCCACCUGGUGUUCCUGAAGACCCACAAGACAGGGGGCAGCAGCCUGGUGAACGUCCUGCACCGCUUCGGGGAGGGUCGAGGGCUGCGCUUCGCCCUCCCCCACCGCUACCAAUUUGGCUACCCAAGGUCCUUCCGUGCCCACUGGGUCAAAGGGUACCGCCCGGGGGGUGCCCCCUUCGACAUCAUCUGCCACCACAUGCGCUUCAACCGCACCGAGGUGCAGAAGGUGAUGCCCAACGACAGCUUCUACUUCUCCAUCGUGCGUGACCCUGGCACUUUGGCCGAGUCAGCCUUCGCCUACUACCGCUCUGUGGCGCCAGCCUUCCGCCGGGCACCUUCCCUGGCAGCCUUCCUGGCAUCUCCGGACCGCUUCUACCAAGCAGGCACCCGCGGCAACCACUACGCUCGCAACCUGCAGUGGUUCGACUUUGGGCUGCCGCUGCCGUCGGGGGCCGGAGAAGCGGUGGCUGAGGGCGGUCAGGCGGCGGCGAGCGGCGGCGAGACGGUCUCGGUGCAGGCGGCGCUGGCCGAGCUGGAUCGGGACUUCGAGCUGGUGCUGCUGGCGGAGCACUUCGACGAGUCUCUGGUGCUGCUCCGCCGGGCGCUGUGCUGGCCCGAGGAGGCUGUGCUCGCUUUCGCCCAUAACGGCCGCCCCCCCGGGGCCACCCCACGCGUCUCGCCCGCCCAAGCCGAGCGCUUGCGGGCGUGGAACGACCUGGAUUGGGCUCUUUACACGCACCUCAACCGCACCUUCUGGCGCCGGGCGGAGGCUUUCGGUGCCGCUCGCUUACGGGAGGAGGUGACCCGGCUGAGACAGCGCCGUGCCGCUAUGGCCCGCCGGUGCUUGCAGGGCGGGGGGCCACUGCCCGCCCGAGCUAUCGCCGACGGCCGUCUCCGACCCUUCCAGCCGCCCGGGAGGGCUCAGAUCCUGGGGUACGCGCUGCGGGCGGGCCUGGCCCGCGCUGAACGGGAGCUCUGCACCCGCCUCGCCACCCCUGAGCUGCAGUACAAGGACAUCCUGGACCGGCGGCAGUUCGGCUCGGGGAGCAACGCCUCCGUCCCGCCCGGUGGGUAGCCUGGCGAUGGUGCCGGGCAUCGGCUUUCCGGGCCCCCCCGAACCCGACAGCGUCGAGGUCCCCCCCACAGAACCACUUUGUGCCUCAGUUUAUCUGCUGUGGGUAACGCUGCUGCUUCCCCUGGUCCCAGAGGGACUGCCCUUCCCCCGCCACGGUACAGCUCUGUGCCUCCGGGCCAGUAACAGCCCCCCCAGUCCCUAUACCAGGGGGGGUCCUGCCACGGUACCACCUUGUGCCUCAGUUUACCUGCUCCACACAAUGGGAUCAGUUCUCCCCAGCUCCAUGGUACCACCCGGGGCCAGGCAAUGUCCUACUCCAGGGCAUGUGCAUCAGCGUGCCCCUUCUUGGGGCUGAGCCCCCCCACUCUAUGGAGCUCAGGUUCCCCCGUCCAUGGGGCUCAACCCCCGCCACGGUACUGCCGAGUGCCUCAGUUUACCAGUGCCAAGUCUCGCCCUUCCUUCCCCCCCCUUCCCCCCCCCCCCCCCGUAUUUUACUGGGGCUCAGCCUGCCCAGUCGAGCUCCGUGCCUCAGUUUACCGAGGUCAGGCGCUGGGCUCAGCCGCCCCUAACCCCCGCCAGCUGAUGGAGGACAGGCCCCGCCCCACUCCCGCUCCUCAGGCUUCGUGGUCGCUAUGGCAAUAAAGAACUGGAAUCUGA